This is a messenger RNA of Gryllus bimaculatus (two-spotted cricket), 1935 nucleotides long. The record is from the annotation of a GenBank genome assembly. NCBI's taxonomy places the organism in Eukaryota, Metazoa, Arthropoda, Insecta, Orthoptera, Gryllidae.
AUGGCGGCGGAGACGACGGCGAGGGAGGCGGUGAGCGCCGCCCACACGGGCCAGCUGAGCGGCAGCGCCACGGCCGCCACGGGCGCCAGCGGCACCGGGCGCGGGGCCAGUGUGCAGGCGUUUGGAGUUCCACUUCUAAGGGUAUGGGUCUGGGACUUUGGGUCUGGGAUGUUGGGUCUGGAACUAGUGGAAUUGGAUCAGCUUAAAAUGAUUUUCAAAACACUGAAAAAUAAGAAAGCAAUAGUAACAAAUGGUUUAAAUAAUGAACUGAAAUGUGCUUCAGGAAAAAUUGCGGGCGAGGCGCGGGCGCCGGGCGGCAGCAGCGCCAGCACGCGCUCGUCGUCGGCCACCGGCAGGGGCUGCGGGUGCUCGGGGGGCAGCAGGGCGGCGGCGGCGCGGCCGGGGCAGGGCUCCGCGCGCGGCGCCAGCGGCAGGGGUUCGUGCCCCGGCGCGGGCGGGAAGGGCGGCGCCUGCACCAUCACGGGCACUCCCACGGACAGCGGGCCCGGCGCCUGCAACCAGCAACGGAGCGGCUCAGGAGAAAUGGUACAAACGUCUUCGCGCGCGUGGGUGGGUGGGUGGGUGGGACUGACCGAGGCGUUGGGAGCCGCCAGCAACACCCGCACGCAGCGCUCCGUGCCGAAGGCUCGCGCCACCAGUCGCGCCACCCCCUCCGCCGCCCCCGCCCCCGGCCGCGGCGGCGCGAGUCCGCCCCCGGCGCCGCUGGCCGCCAGCCCCAGCCACAGCGCCACCGCCAGCACCGCGCGCAUGGACGCCGUCUCUGCAACAGGGCGACAGCCGCCAAGCGCGGGGGCGGAGUUUUUGAAUUCCGACGCCAUGGUGUCUCCUGCGGGGCCGGGGGCGGUGGGCCCGUUGGCGGCGUGGCCGGGGGCGUGGCCGGGGGCGGGGGCUAGCUCCGACGCCGGCUCGCCACCUGCAUCGGGCGGCGGCGGCGGGGGGCUGGUGGGCAGGGACGCGGGCGGGGAGCGCAGGGCCGGGGGCGGGCUGCCGUCCCCGUCGCCGCCCGCGCCGUCGCCGUGGAGGUCGAGCGAAGGCGAGAUGUCGUCGUCGGCCGCCGUGUUGACCAGCACGGCGUCCAGCGCCGCCUCGCCGCCCGCGUACGAGCACGCGCACGGCCCCGCGCCCGCCGUCAGCGCCGCCGCCUGCACACGCGCACGCGAGCGUCAGACCCGAUCUUUUACACACCAUACACGCUACAUACACGCUAUGGAGAGGUUACUACGAGAAGGGACCGCGCGGCAGCAACUGCUUGGCUACUGCUGGCAACUAACUGCAGCCGGUGCAAACAAAGCAGCGGCAUCGGCGGCGGAGGGGGCCGUGGCGGCGGCCGCAUCGGCGGAGGCCGAGGCUGGAAUUUGCGCCUGUCAUACCGGCGCGAGCCAUUGUCACGGCUUCCCCCUCCCCACGUCCAAUUACCGCGAAGUGCGCGGAGCUGCGCGAGGUGGCGCGAGGUGGCGCGGCGUGGCCCGGCGGGGCGGCGAGCGCGAGCGCGGCGUUUUGCAACUUGCGACAUCUAAUAAUGCGCGGCGGCAGGCGUCGGGCGGCGGCCGGCGCCAGGCGGUGCGUCUCCAGGCCCAGGCCGCCGAGCCCCAGGCGCAGGCCGAGGCGGCGCUCGCGGCGCGGCAGCAGCCAGCAGCGCAGCGCCGUCAGCACCAGCCCCAGCGCCAUCAGCACCCCGCCCGCCGCCAGCAGGUAGUAGCGGUGGGCGCUGGCGUCGGCGCCGGGCUUCAGCUGCACCAGCCCCACCACCAGCAAGAUGGCGCCCAGCAACAGCGACACCACCACCACGUGCAGCACCGACACCUGCGGGGCAGAGCAACGGGAAAGGGAAGCGAUUGGCGCGUAUUCGGCGAUGGAGAAGAGAAGAGAAGAGGCAAAGAGAUGGUGAUGUUUCGAGAGUCGGAGUCCAUGUAG